AUGGACCAGGAAGCAUUCCGACAGCUGGUCUCAUCGUCCUCGACCAUCUCUCCUACCGCAUCUCCCUCCCGAUCCUUCGGCAAGACACCCAAACGAGCCCCCACCUCCACCACCACCGCCGUCGCCGCCUCCUCCACCUCAUCCACCAAACCAUCCGACCUAAAACCGCGCAAGCUCUCCUCCAACUACAUCGAUCGAGCAUCCGCACGACGAUCCGGCCACACCUCCUCCGAAUUCAACGACAUCGAAUCGCUCCACCGCGACUUUGAAGAACGAAUCGCUGCAGCGGAGACCGAGCAGGAAAGGCAAACGUUGCGCGAGCAGAUCAGUAGCGUCGGUGGAGAUGCGAGGUAUUCCGUGCUAGUCAAGGGGCUGGAUUGGGCGUUGUUGGCGCAGAACAAGGCUAGGAUAGAGAAGGAAAAGGAUGGUGGGGAAGGGACGGCGGAGGGAGAGCUCGAAGAGGCGUAUCAGGAAGGGAGGGCGGAGCAGAGUGGUGGUGGCAGAAGUAGAGAGCAGAUUGUUGAGGCGAUCAAGAGGAGGAGGGAGGGCAAAUCCAGAGCACAAGCCAAGGACGAAGCGCCCGAACAGAAGUUCCGGCCGAUCGGGUUCAAGCCCAUCGGUGUAGCAGGCGAGGGUGUGGAGCAGGAAACUGCGGAACACAAGUGGGUGAACGGCAAACGGAUGAGGAAGAAGAGGAAGGCAGAAGUGGUCGUCGAAGCGUCCGAUGCAAAGGACGAGACCGAAGCUCGAGUGUCACGAGCAAGGGACCAGGCCACGCGCACGCAGAAAACGGCCAAGACGAAGCCACCGCCUAACGUGACCAUUAGCAAGGCGGAGGCAUCGCGACCGACAGCUCCGGCCCAAGACAUUCCAGCGAAAGCGGAGAAAGAUCACUCGGAUCUGCAGACACGACUGGUCAACACGGCUCCAUCCGAGUCAACAGAAGGCCGGGACCUGAGAAAAGAGCCUUCAAUCGCUCCAAAGCCGAACAGUCUUCCGGUCGCAGCACCGCAUCACCAAGAUGAGGACGACGAUGACGACGAGGACAUCUUUGCCGACGUUGGUGGGUGGCACGGCAUCCCCGAAGAGAACGACGGUGACCGCCAAGAGCUCGAAAAUGACACCGAAGCCGCUCUCACGCCAACGGCUCCUGCCGCUAGCGCACCCUCACCCCUCCCCCUGUCUACACCCCCGACACGGCCAUCCGCAGCGGCCCCUCCCGAAGCGAGUUCUUCUCCAAUCGACGCCACAGCCGCCCCUCCAGCCUCUUCUCGUCCUCAACCUCCAGAAGCACCCAUGCCCGAACCCGCCGUCGAACUCCACCCUCCGCAGCAGAGAUCGCCCAUCGAACCAGACACCACAUCCCAUGUGCCCGACCCAGCGCCAUCUGCAGAAUCUCCUCCACUCAAGAAGAAAUCCAAAUGGGACGACAAUGACGACGUUUCAACCAAAAAGAAGAAGAAGAAGAAACACUGA
Molecule: messenger RNA, 1476 nt
Organism: Pseudozyma hubeiensis SY62
Lineage: Eukaryota; Fungi; Basidiomycota; Ustilaginomycetes; Ustilaginales; Ustilaginaceae
Exons: 1
Coding region: 1-1476 (491 amino acids)
Biological process (GO): mRNA splicing, via spliceosome
Cellular component (GO): nucleus
Source: RefSeq, a predicted model, not a curated record